Lonchura striata (white-rumped munia) is the source of this 7774-nucleotide messenger RNA. NCBI's taxonomy places the organism in Eukaryota, Metazoa, Chordata, Aves, Passeriformes, Estrildidae. The record is from RefSeq and is a predicted model, not a curated record.
UUCAGAUUUCCUCUGCUGAUCCAUUCGUGGUUGUCCUGGUGAUGGGUGGCUUUGACAGCGUUCCUUCUCCAAGUGCUUCCCACAGGGAUGGGCUCAGAGGGAAUUUUUGUCCUCCAGCGCUGGGAAUUCUGGAGAAAACCCAAAUGGAAAGGCAGGAGGUGGCUUGGGGAAUGUUGGUUCACAUUUGUGUGGAAACCCUCUGGAACAAACUUGGCUUCACACUCCUGUUGAAAUCCGAUUUAAUUUAUGGAGGGAGGAGGAAUAUUGGGUGAGAGGCUGGAAUUUUGGGAAUGCUGACUGGUGGGAAUCCGGUUAUUGUUUGCUUGGAGAGGAUUAAUAGGAUUUGUGUUUCUCUUGGGCCCGAGGAGGUUGUAAAUGAUUCCUCAAAAGAACUCACAACCAGAUGGGAACAAACUCCGGGAAUUGUGCUGGAAAAUCCUCCUCUCCUGCCACCUGUGUUUGGUCAUUCCCUGUAAGGUUUAUUCCUCGAGCCGUGAUCUCAGCGUGAACCUCUGCUCGUGGAAAAACUUCCGCUGGAGUCAGCUUGGAAAACAAAAUCCCGUGACGGCGCCGGCGAGACGAGAACCUCGGCGCCGCAGGAAUUCGGCCCAGAGCUUUGGGAACGGCCGGGAAAACUCCUGGAAAACCUCACGUGUGGCUGCAAGAAGAAUCCAGGAGCCAACAGAUGGACAAGGGGGGAAAAUGAGGAAUUCCCGGGUUUGGAGUUUUCCUGGUUUGGGCUGGGAGUUUUUCCAGCUGCUGUUUUUCCAGUGCCGCGUUCGGGGUUGGGAAUGGGGACGGAGCUGGGGACGCACGGAUGUUGUGGCUGCUGCUUUGUCCUCGCUCUAAAUCCAGAAUUCCCGGUGUCCUCGCUCGGUCCCCGAGGAGCUGCACAAGGACUUGGCUGCUCUUUGAUGUUUUACUGAUCUCGGUCUCCAUCCCUGACCUGCUGGGACGGGGCUUGGAGCACCCUGGGAUAACGGGAGGUGUGGAAUGGCAGGAGGUGGAACGGGAUGGGCUUUAAGCCCUGUGUGAUUCUUUCUCCAGAGCUCUGCGGUGUUUCAUUUUCCUCUCCCUGUAUUUGUGCCUUCUUUUCCCACCUCCCAGCACAGAAUUCUCAGCGAUUUCACCCCAAACCUUGACCACGGUGCUUUUUGUGCGGAGAUUUGUUUUUCUGUUGUUGUUCCUGUACGAUUUUACUCCUGUCUCAAACCCUUUCCAUUUAAGCUCUUGGAGAGAUGGGAUAUUUUUUGCCCACAGAAUUCCAGCCUCGUCCCACCCUGUGAAUUCUUGCAGGGUUUGCUCUUCACCCAUGAGAGCGCUCACGGGAGUGUCCUCCUGGAAACUGCUCCGGCCUCGGCUCGGCUCCACCCAGUUGGAACUGGUUGGAGUUCUCCACCUAAAUGGUUCCACUUCCAACUCAUCCCUCGUCACCCUUCCGACAGAGGGGUUUCAUUAUUUGCCUCACUGCUCCUGAAAUUAUUAAUUGAGUUAUUAAUUGUAAUUAAACCCGAACUGCUGUCACCAAGAAGUGAAAUGCCAGGUUUUAAGUGAUGCUGUUGCGAGUGUCACCACUGGCUGUGUUCCCUGUGACAUCCAACUCGUUGGGUUAAGCUUGUUAAUUACCUGUUUAAUUGAUUAAUCACCUGUUCUCUAUAUUUAAGCUUUUCACAGCGAAAGAAAACGUACUUUUGUGAAUUCCGAGUGCUCGAAACUGUGGCGCAAAUCCCGCUUCCGUGCCUCGGGUUGCUUUUCUCCCCGUCCUAGAAGCCGCUGUGAGCAGAUGCCAAAGAUGACCCAUCUAAUCCUUGUCUUUUAACUUGCAGCUUUGUGUUGUUCUUGGAAAGUUGCGCACCACUUGUGAAUUCCCUGAACCUUGGCCUUGCCAGCCCCCUUGUGUUGGGCCCUCCUCCUUUUCAGCUUGCCCAAAUUCAGACCCACUUGGCUCUCCAGCGCCUUGGCUGCCAGCGGCGGGCGGGCACCUCCCCACGCUGGCGCCCGCCAGGCAUUGCUGAAAGACGCAAUGUUUAGCCCCAGAGGAACCUUGCCCCCGAGGCCCAGAGGACCCAACCCGUCGGGCACCAAAGCCCCGGCAGCUUUCAGGGCCGGCGGCGCGGCGGGGCCGCCCGGGAAAGCCGCGCCCGCGACGCCCCAAGGAGCGCCCCAGAGAUUCUCGGGGCAGGACGCGCUGCAGUGGACGGGUUCGCAGAGGAUCAACGUCCGCGUCACGCUGCACAGGGCCGAUCCCAGGAAAGUCAAGGAGAAGAGCGGCCUGCACCAGGAGCAGAAGGGAGACCUCCGUGCCACUCGCUGGGAUGGCGGCCCCGCCGGCACCGCCGGGCCGAAGCCGCCCGGCCCGCCGCCGCUUUUGGAGCAGAGUUCCAACCCGCAGAACCGCUACACGCCCGAAAGCGCCUCCAGCAUUUUAGCGAGCUUCGGGCUGUCCAACGAAGACCUGGAGGAGCUGAGCCGCUACCCCGACGACCAGCUGACGCCCGAGAACAUGCCGCGGAUCCUGCGGGAGAUCCGCAUCCGGAAGAUGGGCCACGCCGUGCCCGGCCUGCACGCUGCCAGCCGGGCGGAGGAGCCGGCGGGCGAGAGCGGCGGCGCCGCCGUCAAGGGCAAAGUGAUCGACUACGGCCACGCCAGCAAGUACGGCUACACCGAGGACCCGCUGGAGAUCCGCACCUUCGCCCCCGAGGCGCUGCCCGAGGAGCCGCUGGAAGCGCGCGUCUACGCCCCCGAAAGCUUGAGCGCGGAGAACCGGGAAGAAUUCCAGCGGGAGCAGAGCGUGCCGGUGGCCGUCCCGCCGCCCAACGUGCCGUGCAACCCCGUGUUCCCGGCCGAAGACCUCGUCAAGCUGCCGGCCUUCCCCGCCGACUCGUCGCCCGCUCCGACGUUUUUCCCCGCCGAGCCGCCGGCCAAGGUGCAGGUGCUGUGCAGCGCCGUGCCCGCCGCGCUGCCGGCGGCGAAGCCGGCGUCCCAGCCGCCCGUGCCGCCGGUGCUGCCGCCCAUCCUGCCGGCGCUGCUGCCCGCGCCGCUGCCGCAGCCCUUGCUGCCCCCGGUGAUGCCGCCGCUGGUCCAGCCGCCCGUGUCCCAGCACGUGUUGCCCGCCUUGACGCCGCCGCCCUUCUCGGCCGGGCUCUUGGCCGCCAUCAGCCAGCACGAGCAGAAGCAGCGCGACGCCGGCGGCGCCCAUCCCGCGCCCGGCACCUCCGGCGGGGCGUCGGCGGGACACAAACCCUUCCACAAACCCUUCCACCCGCCGGCACAGGAGCCCAUCAAAUCCCCGUUCGGGGUGGUGAAGGCGUCCUGGCUGCCCGUGUUCCCGGACCAGAAGAGCAAACGCCUGCCCACCCCGUCCAUGAUGAACGACUACUAUGCCACGUCGCCGCGAAUAUUCCCACAUUUGUGUUCUCUGUGUAACCUUGAAUGCACUCAUAUGAAGGAUUGGAUCCUGCACCAGAACAACCCCGCCCACCUCGAGAGCUGCCGCAGGCUGCGCCAACAAUAUCCCGAGUGGAAUCCUGAGGCUCACUCCUCCAACAGGCAUGGCGCGGAGCGCAAGGAGAACCGCACGCCGCGCCGCCGCUCGGGCUCGUGCAGCCCGAGCCGCUGGUCGCCGUCCCGGCGCCGCCGCGGCCCCGCGGGCCCCGCGUGCCGGCGCCGCUCGCGCUCGCGCAGCCCCGGGCGGCUGCUGCGGGAGGAGCUGCUGAGCUGCGGGACCGUGCUGCAGAUCUCGGAGCUGCCGGACUCGGGAUUCUCCGAGCAGGACCUGAAGCGCCUGGUGCAGCCCUUCGGGAAGGUCAGCGACCUGAUCCUGCUGCGCUCCCGCAACCAGGCGUACCUGGAGAUGAACUACAAGGAGGCCGUGAUCGCCGCCGUCAAGUUCGCCGAGACGGCGCCGGUGCUGCUCAACGGGAAACGCGUCCGGGUCUGCGUGGCCGAGAGAGCGCCGGUGAAGAAGACGGUGAAGAAACGAGUCCUGAACCCCAAAAAAACUCCAGCCAGCACCAAGAAAAUCCCCAGCAGCAGCACCAAGAGCCCCAAGGCCCUGCCAGGGAAGAAGGAAAAAGUGAAGAAAAUUCCGGGAGAGAAGAAAGUGAAAAAAAUCUCAAAUGUGGGAGGAAAAGCAGCGGCUGAAGAUUCCGGAGCUGCUGCCGAGGCCGGGCCGGAAACUUUGGGAUCGGAGCCCUCGGAUGCCAAAAAUUCCGACCCCAAAAAUCCUGACCCCAAAAAUCCCGACCCCAAAAUCUCCCCCGAGCAGGAGGAGCCCGGAACAGUCCCCGAGGCCGGGCCAGAACUUCCAGCGAGCGAGGAGCCCACGGAUCCAGGCGGGAAGGCUCUGGCUCAGGACGCUCUCCCCGAGCCCUGCUCUGUGCUGCUCGUGUCCAACCUGCCGCCCAAGGGCUGCGGGCAGGACGAGCUCCACAACCUGGCCCGGCCCUUCGGCGGCCUGCACGACCUGCUGCUGCUCUCCUCCCACAAAAAGGCGUACCUGGAGAUCCCGCAGCGGGCGGCCGAGUCCAUGGUGAAGUUCUACGGAUUCUUCCCCAUGUGCCUGGACGGGAACCAGCUCCACAUCCAGCCCGAGCCCCGGCACCGGCACCUGCGCAACGAGGAAGAGAUUUUCCUGUCCCUCAUCAAGGAUUCUGAUCCCAAUGUGAGUUUUUUCUCAUUAGCCCAAGUUUUUUCCUCAUUUUACCCUAAUUUUCUUUGGAAUUUCAUUAACUGGGAGCUGGGAGUGCUCAUUCCUGAGCAUUUCAGGCUGGGAGGAUUCCGGGAGCUGGAGCUGGUCUGCGCCGGGCUGCGCUUCGGCAAAGUGGAGCACUACGCUGUGCUCAGCAACCACCGACGGAGGGGCUCCAGGCAGGAGCUGGAGCUCGUCUGCGCCGGGCUGCGCUUCGGCAAGGUGGAGCACUACGCCGUGCUCAGCAACCGCCGACGGGCCAUCCUGCAGCUGGACAGCCCCAAAGCCGCCCGUUCCAUGUACAGCUUCCUGCAGCAAUAUCCUUAUUCCAUAGGGGAUCACACCCUCACCUGCUCCUUGUCCUCCCACGGAGAAAUUCCUGAGGCUGAACCCGGGAAAAGGGAAGUGAAGAGAGAGGAUGGGAGCAAAGGAAGCUCUGGCUUGAAAAAAAUUCCGGAGGUAUUGGGAACGGUGCAAAAAACAGCUGGAAAUCCAUCGGGAGAGGCCAGGAAAGGCCAAAUUCCCACCCCAAAUGUCCCAGAGGAGAUUCCAGCGGGACAACUGGAGAUUCCCGAGCCUCAGCCAGGAGGAGCAGCGAGGGAAUCACCCGCAGGGAUGGACGUGGAGGGAUUGGAUCCUGGAAUUCCUGUGGAUCCUGCUGGCAGCAAAUCGCCCGGAGCGAGGUCGGAGGAGAAGGCGGCGCCGCUUUGCGGAGCGGGGACGGACGAAGCUCGGGAUGAGCCGGAGCUGGAGAUCCAAAAGGAGGAUGAGGAACCCUCUGCUCCCACCACGGAACCUCUGGAAUCAUCCAGCAAGGCGAUGGCGGCAGCCGGAGGAACACCGGGAGCCGUCCCUGGAACGUCCCCGAGCUCGGAGGAGGUCCCCGCGGUGUCACCCGCUGUCACCCAGCCCAGCACGGAGCCGGCCGCUCUGGAAAAAACUCCCGUUCCCGAGGCUGGGAAAAGCAGCCACGAAACGUCCACGGAGAGGAAAGCUGUCCCAAAAACUGUGGAUGCUCCAGGGAAAAAAUUGGAUGUGGCUGGAGCAGAGAGAGAGGCGACGGCGGAGGAAUCCGUGCUCAAAACCGGGGAAAAUCCAGGGAAGAUUUGGGGCAAGGCUGGGACAGAGCUGGAGAAAACACCUGGAAAAACAGCACCCAAGGGUGGGGAAAACUCCGGGAAUGCCGUUGGUGAGAUCCAUGUGGGGAGUUUGGUUAAAAUCCCACAAAAUAAAGGGGUGGGAGCUGCAAAAUCCGACGAAAGCCGCGCGGCAGCUCCGGUAAAUCCCGCUGCAUCCCUGAAGGAAUCUUGCAUUGGGAAAACCCUUUUGAAGGCAGUGGUGUCCGUCCCGGACAUCCUGAAGCAGAGAAUUCCCGUCAGGAUCACUGAGCCUUCCCUGGGAAGAGUCGGGGAGCAGAAAAUCCCCCCCAAAGCGGCGCUGGAGAAGAAAAUCCCACCCAAAACCACGGCUCAGCCGGGAGCUGGGAACAGCCAGUGGAAAGGGAACGGAAAUUGCGGAGUGGAUGCACAGGGAGAUGGUGGGAAGAGCUCAUCCCAGCAGGAAAAAGAUUCCCAGCUGGAAUCUCGGGCGACUUCAAAGCGGAGCCAGCAGGGAGAGAGCGGAACAGCCGGAACGAGGGAAGAUCCCAGCGGGAAUCAGGCUCCUGGCGGGAGUGGUGCUGCAGCUGGGAAAAGUGGUGCCAGCAGCGCUGGAAAACAGAAGGAGGAGGAAGAGCUCUUCCCGUUCAACCUGGACGAGUUCGUCACGGUGGACGAGGUGCUGGAGGAAGCCGAGUCUCCGGUGAUGCUGCGGCGGAACCCCCCGAGGGGGAAGAGAAAAGAAGCUCCCAAAUCCAACCCUUCGGAGCCGGCGUCCAAGAAGAGGAAAGGGAAGAGUUGCGGAGCCGAAGGUGAGCUGUCCUUUGUCACCUUGGAUGAGAUCGGGGAGGAGGAGGACGCCCCGGUGCCGCUGCCGGGCGUCGACCCCCAGGGCCUGGUGGUGGUGGAUGAGGUGGUGGAAGAGGAGGAGCUGUCGGAAGCGGUGAAGGACCCGCAGGCGCUGCUGACGCUGGAUGAGAUCUCGGAGCAGGAGGAGCCGGGCUCCCACAGGAACGGGCCCCGGGUGGAAUUUGAGGAGCGGGAUCUGAAGGCCGAGCCCUUGGUGACCGUGGAUGAGAUCGGGGAGGUGGAGGAGCUGCCCCUCAACGAGCCCGCGGAGCUGAGCGCCGCCGAAGAGGGGAAAGCCAAUCCCGGGGAUUGCGCGGCCUCCCAGGUGCCCGAUGAUCCCAACGCCUUGGUGACCGUGGAUGAGAUCCAGGAGGACAACGAGGACAAUCCUCUGGUGACUCUGGAUGAGGUUAACGAGGAUGAGGAUGAUUUCCUGGCCGACUUCAAUCACCUGAAAGAGGAACUAAACUUCGUUACAGUCGACGAAGUUGGCGACGAGGAAGAAGAAAACGCUUUCCCAGGGAAGAACCCGCCUGAGGAUGAAGAUGAUGAAGAUAUUGUUGCUGUUGCAGGACCAGAAGAAAUGGGAAUUCUAGGAGAUACAAAUCCAGAGGAUGAAAUGGCUGAAAUCUCCAAGCCAAAAGCAGCUCAGGUGGGAUCAGAAGAUGUGGAACCAAAGCCUCAGCAGAAGAAAACGACUUUGCCAGGUGUCCCCAAGACGCAGAGCACUCCCAAAGCUCUGGACAUCCUGGUCCCAAAGGCCGGAUUCUUCUGCCAGAUCUGCUCCCUCUUCUACGCCGACGAGCCCUCCAUGAUCAACCACUGCAGGACCCCCCUGCACCGGCAGAACAUGGAGAAAUUCAUGGCCAAGCAGCAGGACGGCGGCGGGGAGGAGCCGAGCUCCAGGUGAUGGAGCUUCCCGGGAGCGACGCUUCAGGGCCAGUCAGUUCUGUGUGUUUGGAAUUCCGUUGGCAUUCGGGGUCGGGGAGGAGCAUCCACGGUGUAAAAAAUCGGAGCUGGGAACGGACUCAACCCAAAGCAGGAGAGGGUUGGAUUUGCAUCUCCGAUCAUCCGACGUCGGAAGGACUGUGCCAGGUGUCUCCAGAAAAUAAAAUGUUCUUACUGUAUAGUUACCCCA